CCAUCGCUUUGCCUCCAUCGCUCUCCCUCCAUCGCUUUGCCUCCAUCGCUUGCAUUCCCAUCGCCAGCCGCAUCCAGGAUGGACUCUUCCUUCAGCCAGCCCGAGCACGUCGCCUCGCUCGCUCUGUCGCUCUUGCAGUGCGAUUCGUUCCAGCCCCUGCUCGGCUUCUCCUCCCAGUUCCUCAAGGAGCGGUAUUACGCUCUUGCUCCUCUGCGCAAGUCCGACCAGCACUUUUCCCUGUUCCAGUGGCAGCACGACCGCUCGAACGAACUGCUCCUGGACUGGUGUGCCGAUUUCGCCGAGCCUCCCAAAGUCAAUCACCACAGCGUCUACUACCGAGUCUGGGACUCCGAGACGCUCCAGUCCUGUGUCGUAUUUUCUGCCAGCAACAGCACCGCCGUUCAUAUGCCCACCCCGGCAUCGUCGUUUGGCUCGGACGACUCUCUCCCCCUCAGCCGCAAGUCCCCCCAGCGCGUCGGCGUCGUCAUCUUGCUCCACUCGGGCGAGUUCCUGGGCUCUCCCAAGAUCGAGCACAAGUGGCUAUACCACAACCUCGUCGAAGUUCUGGACUGGGACGACUUCAGUCGCGGCUGGUACCCCUCCGUUGCAGAGGCGUUGGACGCAUUUGAACAUGCUGCCAAAGGCGAAUCGCAGUACCAAAUCAAAGGCAUUUCCAAUGCCGAAGAGUCCGAGUACUGGGCGUCUUACGACAUGAAGAUCCUCAGUGACGAUAACGGCAAGGGUCCCGAUGCUGGCCAACGUCCAGCCUCCGAGGAAGACGACAUGACCGAGGACGAUUACUGGAAAGCCUACGAAGCCACCUCGUCCGAGUGGUGAUUGCUCCGGCGAUCGGGCCUGUCUGGAAGCUGUUGCUGCAUUCCUAAGGCCCGGAUCCUAAACACCGAAUCCUGAAGCUGCCUACGGCUGUAUAUCGGGGAGCCCGCAUGUCUACUCUUGAUCUGAUGAUGGUUCCUUCGACACCGAUGUCUGCGGAUCCUCUGUAUAUUCGCAAUUUUGACUUUUGCUCCUGACCGUAUCGACUGUAUCGACUACAGCGUAAUAUAUAUGUAUAUGUCACCUCCGG
Molecule: messenger RNA, 1084 nt
Organism: Polychytrium aggregatum
Lineage: Eukaryota; Fungi; Chytridiomycota; Chytridiomycetes; Polychytriales
Exons: 3
Coding region: 79-837 (252 amino acids)
Source: RefSeq, a predicted model, not a curated record